This is a messenger RNA of Arvicola amphibius (Eurasian water vole), 1296 nucleotides long. It is a transcript of the gene Timm50, whose product is annotated as translocase of inner mitochondrial membrane 50. The record is from RefSeq and is a predicted model, not a curated record. Lineage: Eukaryota; Metazoa; Chordata; Mammalia; Rodentia; Cricetidae. Gene Ontology annotation, molecular function: phosphoprotein phosphatase activity.
AUGCCAAACUGGUCCCCAGGAAGUACCUUAGUGAAACUUGGGUGGAGCCCAGAGAUGGAAGUCCCUGCCAGGGGCGGGGAGAGAGCGAGCAAGUGGGGCGGGGCCGCCCAGCGUCAGCGCAAGAUGGCGGCCUCGUGCGGCGCUGUUUCGCGCUUGCGGAGCGGGCUCCGGGUCGGCGCGCGGGGACUGUGCACGCGGCUGGCGACGCCGCCUCCCCGCACCCCAGAGCAGGUUGCUGAGAUCGCCAGCCGUGGAGGCUCGAAGGCCCAGGGGCCACAGCAUCAGCCUGGCUCAGAAGGUCCCAGCUAUGCCAAAAAAGUUGCUCUCUGGCUUGCUGGUUUGCUUGGGGCCGGUGGGACUGUCAGCAUCGUCUAUAUUUUUGGAAACAACCCUGUGGAUGAAAAUGGUACCAAGAUUCCUGACGAAUUCGACAAUGAUCCAAUUCUGGUUCAGCAGUUGCGCCGGACAUACAAAUAUUUCAAAGAUUACAGACAGAUGAUCAUUGAGCCCACCAGCCCCUGCCUUCUCCCAGACCCUCUGCGGGAACCCUACUACCAGCCACCCUAUACACUGGUCCUGGAGCUCACCGGGGUCCUCCUACAUCCGGAGUGGUCGUUGGCCACCGGCUGGAGGUUUAAGAAGCGUCCAGGCAUCGAGACCUUGUUCCAGCAGCUUGCCCCUCUGUAUGAAAUCGUCAUCUUCACGUCAGAGACUGGCAUGACUGCAUUUCCACUCAUUGAUAGUGUGGAUCCCCACGGCUUCAUCUCCUACCGACUGUUCCGGGACGCCACCAGAUACAUGGAAGGACACCAUGUGAAGGACAUCUCCUGUCUGAACCGCGACCCAGCCCGAGUAGUAGUCGUGGACUGCAAGAAGGAGGCCUUCCGGCUACAGCCCUUCAAUGGUGUCGCCCCUGGCCUGCGGCCCUGGAUGGCAACCUCUGAUGACCGGGUCCUGCUGGACCUAUCUGCCUUCCUCAAGACCAUAGCACUGAACCAAGUGGAGGACGUGCGGACUGUGCUGGAGCACUAUGCCCUAGAGGAUGACCCACUGGAGGCAUUCAAACAACGGCAGAGCCGGCUCGAGCAGGAGGAGCAGCAGCGCCUGGCCGAGCUCUCCAAAUCCAACAAGCAGAGCCUCUUCUUUGGCUCGCUCACCAGCCGCCUGUGGCCUCGUUCCAAGCAGCCCUGACUGUUAGGCCUCCUCAGACUUUGGUAUCUGGGCCUCAGGCCCCAGUCCUCACAGAGCAAGGCUUGGACAGCCACGUGUCCAAUAAAGCGCAUCCCAGAUGCCACA